AUGAUCUGCAUCGGCAUCCCCGUCUGCCGGCCGCUUUACAAGCAGUACUUGGAUAGAUUGACCUCGUCAGAUACCGGUCAAUACCAUGAACGCAGUCACGGCGGCUCAUACGGUUUGAGAACAUUCGGUGGGACAAGUAUGCGACCUGGACUGGGCAGGGACGAGGCAUCGGAUGGGGUCGACUCCGUCACAAAGGCGGAACGAAAGACUGGGCUUGGCGGUCGUUUUUCGAGACCUUACUCCGUGGGCUCAAAGCCUAGUUCCAACGAGGUUAAAUGA
Messenger RNA from Colletotrichum gloeosporioides, 279 nucleotides. RefSeq lists its product as uncharacterized. Bases 1 to 279 code for a protein of 92 amino acids. NCBI's taxonomy places the organism in Eukaryota, Fungi, Ascomycota, Sordariomycetes, Glomerellales, Glomerellaceae. The record is from RefSeq and is a predicted model, not a curated record. The transcript has 2 exons.